This is a messenger RNA of Ostreococcus tauri, 1509 nucleotides long. Its product is annotated as Multi antimicrobial extrusion protein. The transcript has a single exon. Lineage: Eukaryota; Viridiplantae; Chlorophyta; Mamiellophyceae; Mamiellales; Bathycoccaceae. Gene Ontology annotation, biological process: transmembrane transport. The record is from RefSeq and is a predicted model, not a curated record. Gene Ontology annotation, molecular function: xenobiotic transmembrane transporter activity; antiporter activity. The coding region runs from base 1 to 1509 and encodes 502 amino acids. Gene Ontology annotation, cellular component: membrane.
AUGUUCGACACAAAGCGAAACCGUGACGUCGACGUCGAGUCGGUGAACGCGUCGUCUCCGUCCACGUCGCGCCCGUCCUGGGUGCGACGAGAGCUGAAAAUCGUCGGACGAAUUGUCCCACCGAUCGUGGCGCAGUACGGAAGCCAACAGCUCGUGAUGGCGACGCAGUUGAUUUAUUGCGGGAACGUCUCGCGCCGAGCGUUGACGACGAUGACGGUGGCGUCGACGCUGUGGAAUAUGGUGUGGAUGCCGAUCACCGGAGCCGGGACGGCGAUGGAUGCGCUCGGGAGUCAGGCGCACGGGAUGCAAGACGCGCGGGCGGUGAAGAGCUGGGCCAUGUUGACGACGUUUUCGCUUCUGGCUUGGUGCGUUCCGGCGACCGCGUUCUUGGCGGGAUCGGAGAGCGUAUCGAAGACCUUCUUCCACGCCAAGAGCGAGGAUGCGGUGGAGAUUCGGAACUGCGCGCUGAUAAUGGCCUUGGGUCUGUGGCCGCUCGCGGUGACGCUCGGGCUGCAGAAGUACGCGAGCGUGCAAAACAAAGUCUGGGCCGUGGGCGCGACGAGCAUACUCACGUUAUUCGCCAACGUCGCAUUUCACGAGGCGUUCGUGCGGAGCGCCGGCGGCGGGGUGAUUGGAUCUUCGUGGGCGAUGGUAUGUUCGCGAUGCGUGAACUUGGUAUCCAUUUUGAUUUGGAUCGGCGUCGACGAAACGUGGUGGAGAGGGGGCGCGUUGGAGGAGCAUCGCGCGGCGUUCGCGGCAAUCACGAAAAAAAUGACCCAACGCGUGGCGCAACUGAGCUCGAGCGGCGUUCUCAUGGUUUUCGGCGAGGCGUUUGCGUUCGAACUCACGGUUGUUCUCGCGAGUCGUCUGGGCGAAGUCUCCCUCGGGGCGCACAUGGUCAUGCUCAACAUCGCGACGUUUACGUUCAUGUGCGGACCGAUGGCGUUCGGAACGUCGGCGUCGAUUCGCGUCGGGAACUUGCUCGGCGCCGGUGACCCGUGGUUGGCGAAACGCUCGGCCUGGCUCGUGAUCGCCAUGUCGAUGACGUUCAUGUUGUGUUGCGCCGUUACUAUUAUAACCGCCGCGAAGGAAAUCGCAAAGCUAUACACCGGGGGCGACGCGGACAUUACGCGCGAGCUCAUGCUCAUCGCCCCAUUCGGCGCCAUGUUUCAAAUAUGCGACGGUUUGCUCGGCGCGUGCAACGGCGUCUUGCGAGCGUGCGGGAAGCUCGCGCUCAUCGCGAAGAGCAACUUGGUGUCGCUCUGGACGUUCGGCGUCUUGUCCGCCUUUCUCUUCACCUACGUCGGCGACGCCGGCGUGCGCGGUCUGUGGUGGGGUCUCGCCAUCGGCGUCAUCUCCGCCGGAUCGUUUCUCGCAAUUUUGGUCGUGCGUUUAGACUGGACGCUCGAAUCCGAAAAGGCGAAGACGGCGGCGACCAACGUCGUUCGCGACGACCCCGACGACUCCGUCGCUCCCGAUCACGCCGACUCCGUCGCCGAGCUCACGUAG